GUUACGACUACUGAGAAUCACGUGACAGUGUCAUUGAGGCGGAAAUGAAAGUUAACUAGCGAUACCAGUGGACCACAGCUGAAAAAGAUUCCUCAAUGUCUGUCUGUCUCAGGCUGUGAUGUCAUGGCAGCUGCCAGUGUGACCAGACCUGGCCAUAGCCAGACCACAGAGAAGUCCCAGUUGACCUUGAAAGUGGUCUCAGCUAAGCCACAGUCUCCCAAGCUGCCCAGUCGUCACUCCAGACUCAGCUCGUUCGUGGAGGUGACGGCAGAUGGCCUGACCAGUGAGACCAAGAAAACAGGAAAACGCAGCGGGCACCUGGAGUUGCAGUGGAACGAGGACCUUACCCUGAACGUGACUCCUCAGAGCCGUCUGGACCUGAAGCUGUGGAGCUGCCACACACUGAGGAAGGAACUGCUGGGCAGCGCAACCAUUGACCUCCUGGACACCCUCAGGACACAUCACGGCAAGAUGGAGAAUCUGCAGCUCAGUCUGGUCUUGCAGACAGAGAACAAAGGCUCGGUUGUAGCGGGAGGCGAGCUCAACGUCUGUCUGGACGGCAUGGCUGUUGAUCUGGGAUCUCUGCCCAAUGGCAGCACGGCAACAGACAAGAUGCUGCAGUCGGAUCGGCCUGACCUGAGGAGAACCCAGAGUGAGGAGACCCCCAGCGCUGCUGGUCCCCGUGGCAGGACUCACAGACACUCCCCCGGGGGCUCCAGGGGGGGCUCCCUGACUAACGGGGAUCUGACUGAGGACCAGAGCCCAGGGUCCUCAGGACGGCAUCGCUCGUCCAAGAACUCCCACAGCAGCCCCGGAAGUGCAGGUAUAGUGGAACUGACAGCCAAUGGAAUGGAGAACGGCCAAGGCGACCCCAGCCAUCACCCCCCUCCUCCUCCAGCCUGCCCAGCGUUGCUCCCCGCCGUCCCCAGCAGCAGCCCCCCUCCUGGGCCGGACGCCUCCGGGCCUGCCCCCCCCCCUCCCGCCGCAGAUGCAGGCCCUGCUGGAGCCAACCCAGACCAGCCCAACGCCCCCACGGAGCCCCCCACAGAGUCUCUGCCGGCUGGCUGGGAGCAGCGUGUGCUGCCUCACGGCAGGCUGUACUAUGUGGACCACAACACCAAGACUACCACCUGGGAGAGACCGCUGCCUCCUGGCUGGGAGAAGCGCGUGGAUCAGAGAGGCAGGUUCUACUACGUGGACCACAACACCAGAACCACCACCUGGCAGCGUCCCACGGCCGAGUCGGUGCGGAACUACGAGCAGUGGCAGAGCCAGCGGAACCAGCUGCAAGGGGCCAUGCACCAGUUCAGCCAGCGCUUCCUCUACCAGCCCACUGGAGCGCCCGUGGAAAAUGACCCUCUGGGAGCUCUGCCUCCAGGCUGGGAGAAAAGGCAGGACAACGGCAGAGUGUAUUUUGUCAACCACAACACGCGAACCACGCAAUGGGAAGAUCCAAGAACCCAAGGGAUGAUCCAGGAACCCCCCCUGCCCCCAGGCUGGGAGAUGAAGUACACCGCCGAGGGAGUCCCAUAUUUUGUGGAUCACAACUCACGCACCACCAGCUUUAAAGACCCGCGUCCCGGGUUUGAGGCAGGGUCAAGGCAGGGUGGAUCCCCAGGCGCCUACGAUCGCAGCUUCAGGUGGAAAUACCACCAGUUCCGUUUCCUGUGCCACUCCAACGCCUUGCCCAGUCAUGUGAAGAUCUCAGUCUCCAGACAGACACUGUUUGAGGACUCCUUUCAGCAGAUUAUGAAUGUGAAGGCAUACGAUCUGCGCAGGAGACUUUAUAUCAUCAUGCGAGGGGAGGAGGGGCUUGAUUAUGGCGGCAUAGCCAGGGAAUGGUUCUUCCUGUUGUCCCAUGAGGUUCUGAACCCCAUGUACUGUCUGUUUGAAUACGCCGGCAAGAACAACUACUGCCUCCAGAUUAACCCCGCCUCCUCCAUCAAUCCUGACCAUCUCACAUACUUCCGCUUCAUUGGACGCUUUAUCGCCAUGGCUCUGUACCAUGGCAAGUUUAUCGACACAGGCUUCACUCUGCCCUUCUAUAAACGCAUGCUGAACAAGAAGCCCACUCUUAAGGACCUGGAGUCCAUCGACCCAGAGUUCUACAACUCCAUCAUGUGGGUCAAGGAGAACAGCCUGGAGGAGUGCGGCGUGGAGCUGUAUUUUGCCCAGGACAUGGAGAUCCUGGGCAAGGUGUCCACGCACCAGCUGAAGGACGACGGGGAGGACGAGCUGGUGACCCAGGACAACAAGGACGAGUACAUCAGCCUGCUGACUGACUGGCGCUUCACACGAGGGGUGGAGGAGCAGACCAAAGCUUUCCUGGACGGCUUCAACGAGGUGGUGCCCCUGGAGUGGCUUCGCUAUUUCGACGAGAAGGAGCUGGAGCUGAUGCUGUGUGGGAUGCAGGAGAUUGACCUGAGUGACUGGCAGAAGAACACUAUCUACAGACACUACACUAAGAACAGCAAGCAGAUCCACUGGUUCUGGCAGGUAGUGAAGGAGAUGGACAAUGAGAAAAGGAUUCGUCUCCUCCAGUUCGUCACAGGGACCUGUCGCCUGCCUGUAGGCGGCUUUGCUGAGCUGAUAGGGAGCAAUGGACCCCAGAAGUUCUGUAUAGACAAGGUGGGGAAGGAGACAUGGCUUCCAAGAAGCCACACCUGCUUCAACCGUCUGGACCUGCCUCCCUACAGGAGCCUGGAGCAGCUCCGAGAGAAGCUGCUGUUUGCCAUUGAGGAGACGGAGGGGUUCGGACAGGAAUAAGGGAGAGAGAAGAGAGUGGGGGUUUCCAGUUAGGAGUGAGGGAAGAGUCAUUUAUGCAGACAGGUUAUUUUUUUCUCCCCCUAUUUCUUUUUGUUAAUCACAGUGAAUAAUAUGAACUCUCCCGUCAUCUGUCCUUCUGAAUCUUGAAUCUCCUGCUGCAGACAGGGGGCUAUUUCUCUUCAUAGCAGGCCAGGGUGGGGUGGGGUGGGGACUCUUGUUCCAGCUUAGCACAGACACAGCUGAUUCAGCCACAAUCCUGAUUCGGGACCCUGCUUGUAGUCAAAUCAAACCAUUCAAUAUUUUACUAAAUGUGGUCAAAUUCCUGUUUUACUCAGAUUCUCUUCUCGAAAAUCCUGUUCUAAUCAUGGCACAGAGACUUGUCAUUAUUUGGGUGCGUUGCGUGUGUGUGCGUGUACGUGCGUGCGCGUGUGUGUGUGUGGGGGGCCAGCUGCUCCAUCAUGUCUCCAGGACUGUAACUCAAGAGACCUGCAGCUGAGGCUGGGAGAGGGAUGAAAGGGAACAAAGUGUGUGUGUGUGUGUGUGUGUGUGUGCGUGUGCGUGCGUGCGUGGGGCCAGCUGCUCCAUCAUGUCUCCAGGACUGUAACUCAAGAGACCUGCAGCUGAGGCUGGGAGAGGGAUGAAAGGGAACAAAGUGUGUGUGUGUAUGUGUGCAUACGUGUUGGGGUGGGGGGUCGUUAGUGUGCAAGUGCACUUGAGUGUGAUGGUGUGGUCGCAACAGCUAAGUAUUAUGUUCACCCAGAAUCUCGCCUAUUACAUGGCACGCAGCAGAAACAGAGAACAGGACACAACUUCAGUAAUAAAAAAUCACCUGCAAAUUGCAAGGACAGCACAGCUACAGCAAAUAUAUCAUAUCUGUCGAAGAGAAAUGAACAUUUUAAGAUGAAUGAUAAGACGUGAGUGAGUGAGUGAGAGGAGCAGUUUCAGUAACUUGUAUCCUCUGGAACAGAGGCUAGAAUGAUGAGAUGUGAUGAUUAUUUUCUUUUUUGUUAAUAGUGAAAUUCAGCUGUUUUCCUGUACAUAGCUCAAAUAAAUGAGACUCCAAUCUUGAAAAAA
This is a messenger RNA of Osmerus eperlanus (European smelt), 3840 nucleotides long. It is a transcript of the gene wwp2, whose product is annotated as WW domain containing E3 ubiquitin protein ligase 2. Gene Ontology annotation, cellular component: cytoplasm. Gene Ontology annotation, molecular function: protein binding; ubiquitin protein ligase activity. The coding region runs from base 124 to 2766 and encodes 880 amino acids. The record is from RefSeq and is a predicted model, not a curated record. Gene Ontology annotation, biological process: negative regulation of transcription by RNA polymerase II; proteasome-mediated ubiquitin-dependent protein catabolic process; regulation of monoatomic ion transmembrane transport. The transcript is spliced from 24 exons. Lineage: Eukaryota; Metazoa; Chordata; Actinopteri; Osmeriformes; Osmeridae.